CCCUAUGUCAAGGAUGUAGUUUGUGUAACUCCUUCUGCAGGUUGUACCUGUGGCAUCAUGACCUUGCUGGAGAAUGAAAUGUUAGUUGGCCUUUGGAAGGUGAAUUUGAUCUGCUCCAGUUGUCUUUGUCUCUGCCUGUCUUGCUUCUUUUGAAGUUCUUGUUUUGUUUUGCAGGUAACUGGAUGGUACCAGCUGUUACCUAAGGGAGGCAGGAUGUUUUGGAUGGGAGCUUCAAGGCUUGACAUCAAUUUCAAAGGACAGAUGAAAGCAACUUUAAUGAAUUUUAGUGUCCGUAAUGUGUUGGUGGAUUGCCAAAUAGGUCUUUGAAACCACAAAAGGGCCCUUAUUCUGGAGCAGCAUGUCUUGGGCAAGAGACAGAGGCAGAAAAGGUGUCAACAAACAUGUGACUCUCCCAGGCAGCUCAACAUCUUUCCUUUUUCUGUGGCAGGAGAAGAUUGUCCCCACGCUUUCAUCCUCUCAGCAGCACAUUCCAAUGUUUCCUGUGCAGCUUUGAAACCAAGAACCAAGAGGUGUUUCCCAGAUGUACAGAAGAUCUGGGCUGGUGGUGGCGUUCUGGGAAGGUGGGCAAAGAGGAUUCUAUGUGGAACUUCCCUCCUGCUGAGGUGACUCACCCUAGCAAGCAACUUUUGCUGGUUCCAUUGCACAAUCUGCAGCCCAUAACGGCCGUGAGUCAUCAGCCAUAGAGCUGACCUGUGCCCUCACAGAUCAUAUACCUCUGUUUUUUUCAUGUGAAUGGAAAGUCAGAUGACCCAUGGGCCUGAAGAUGUGUCCCUGACAUUCUUUGUUGUGGUUAAUUUCUUGAAAUUUAGGUGGUUCCUGUGUUCUGACAUAUACAUAUCAGUGCCUGAGCUACUCAUUCUAAAUUCUUUCUGCUGAUGAUGAAGUGAAUGACCAGUGCUGGUGUGCUGCUUGACAGGCUGUUUUAGAUACCUGCAUUCACUUGAGAGGAAGGACACUGCUUACUCCUGUGUCUUUUUUCUGCUUAUGAAAGCAAUCUGGAUUAUCCACAGAGAUGUACACUUCUUCACACUGGCCAUGCAGUUAGUGGAAGGACUCACCUCCUCAGAACUUGGAUAGUCUGAUGACUUAAGCACUGGACAAAAACUCUGGACUACCUAGAUAGGCCAGGUGAAAGCCAGGCAAGUAGACAUCUGGACACAAAAGGAUCUGGCUAAAGGGGCCCUCUCCCCUGGAUUGUUUGUCUGAUGGGUCAGAGUUGUGACCACUAACCUGCUGAAUGAAAAGCUGAUGCAGGAGGAAACCAUCUGCAGAUUCAUUGAGCAAGGAAAGUUUUUGGAAGCUUGUGAUCAAAUUCAUAAUCUGGAGCAUUCUGGAAAUGAUGGUAUGGGAAAGUCUGAAUCACUUUAUGUGCUGCUGGCUGAGCGAAUGUGGACUGUAGUGGGAGAAGCAUUCCGUGGAAGUGAUAGGAUGCUCCUGGAGCCACUGCAGUCAGUGGGGGAAUCACUGAAGUGGGAGAAGCAGAAGGAAGCAGAGCGGCUUGGCAACAGCCUAGAGACGGAGUCUGGUUCCACCUGGAGCCCAAACUUCUGGAGAAAAGAUCUGGAGGAAAAGCUAAUGCAGUACAUGAUUGCCCAGAUUCCCCUGUUUGGUUCCUCUAACAUAGAUGAGACUGCACUAAAACAGCACCUGAGCCAUCUGGAAACAACAUUUCUCCCCAGCCUGGAGCACAGAAGUGAUGUCUUCAAGGAAGCAGGAUUGCUCGUCACCUAUGCCCGCUGCUGUCAUGCCUCUCUGUGUUCUCACCUUGCCACACUUACUGACAGUAACUCUUUCAGCUUCAGCCAAAUUCUUCUAAUUUAUGAAUGGAGCAUUAAAAUGUACAAAAGUGGCAGCCAGGCAUGUGUGAGACCCGGGCACAUCCCCCAGCACAGCCUUUCCCUUGGUGCACAGUGCCUCGUGUGGAUUCUUUUGAAGACUGAGGAAAAGUUACUUGCAAUUGCACGGAAGGAAGUAGGGAAAGCACUGAAAGAAGCCUUUGACAUCGGGAAACCCCCUUGUGCAGAUGCUGCAGUCAUUGAGAUAGUAACAGAGAAGACAGAGGCUGCCAGGCGAGUCAGCGAGAGCCUGAGCGAGAAGGUGGAAGCUGAGUGCUUGGAGGAGUGCCUGAGGUUCCUGGAGAGCUAUGAAGAUGAUGUAAGAAGCUUUCUCCACCUUGAUGGCUGCCCCCAGAUCUGCAGCAGCUUACAAAUCCUGGAGAAUUGCUGCCUUCUCAGAACUGUCUGGCAUAAACUAACAUACAUUUGCAGUGUCAGCACUGACCAGAACGUUAAGGUAAAUGGGUUCCUACACAGGAUGGAAGAUGAUAUUAUGGAGCAUUUUCUGCAGACCACCACUUCUAAAGUCAAGGGAACACUGAAGGCCUACUUCAAAAAGUGUGACAGUGGUUUUGACCACAUCCUUGAAUCCUUAAAGCAAAGCUUUUUGACCUUUAGGAAGAGCAAACCAGCUAUAUAUAAGGCCCUCGUGGAGGCUGUCAAUGCCAUUAUUAUUACAGAAUACAUGCAGGCCCUCCUGACCACUCCCAGGAAACCAUCUGCUAUGCAGAGGAGGAGGAUUGUCAACAAGAUAGAAGAAGAUCAUAGGAUGAUGCAAACCAUCUUUAAAGAGUGCUUAGGUCCUGCAGCUGGUUCUCUCAAGGAUCCCAUAAAAGCAAUUUUAGAACUUAUUCAAACUUCUGAUCCUGAGGGGAUGAAAAUAGCACUUCUGCCCAUUCUAAAAGAAUUUCCUGACCUCAGGAAGGAACAUCUGAGUGCAGUGCUGGACAUCAAAGAUUCGCUCAGCCGAGAAGACAGAGCUGCUCUCUUGAAGGCAUUUCAUGAUAAUUGCAGGGAAUCGGAAACAGAAACAAACUUGCUUUUUGCAGAUAUAGAAGUAAAACCUAGAAGAUAUGGACUCUGUGGCUGCCUCUGCUGUUAGCAAAGGCCUGCUGGGACAAAUAUGAGGCCUUGAUCCCCUGUGCCAGCAUCUGCAACCACAGCUCUUUGAAAGCUUCAUAUGCAGCUGGAUGCAUGGAGAAGCCUGUCAGCCAUGGAAGACAAAAUUCCUGCACUUUUGCAGGAAACCCAUGUGGCUCAAAUCCUAAUCUUAUAUGAAAAGUCGAGGAGGAAUAUGGAUAUGGUAGAAAGAUAUUUCUUCAAAAUUUCCAAGUGAUUGUCAUUCAGCUGAGUCCUGGUGGUUAUUCCCAGGAUGUGGCAAGUGUGGAGGAAGGUUUCCCCUGACUAAAUUCCUCUCUGUUUCCAUCCCUUGUUUCGUGAAAUCUCUAAUGAAACCAGGGGCUGCUGCACCACGUGGUGUCCAAGCAUUGCAACUUCCCGAAGGAUCCAAGACCUCUGUUAGGGAAUAUUGCCUGGCUGAUUGUGCUGGCAAUGCCUGCACACAAAGGUCUGGGCACCUCAGUUUACCCACCAAAACCUGACCUGCACCAGGAUGAUGCAGACAGAGCUGCCUCUUCCCUCUCUCGUGAAGUCUGUGACCUGCUUUGGGGGCAGCCUGCCAUGAUGAGGUGUGGAAUGAGGAGCUCUUCCUGUAUGAGUUUUACAUCUGGCUCAGAAGCAUAGUCUUGUAUUAAUUUUUAUACCUCAGUUACUGGAAAUUUCCUCUUGGAGAGGGAGGGGAAGCCUCAUGUGAAGCAGGCAGUAAAAGGAGCUGUUUGUCCCAGACUCUGGGCAAAGACUCUGCUAGUUUUCAGAUGUAAAUAGUUAGUUCCAAAGGAAAACCACUUACUUUUCUUCCUGGCUAUCUAAGGACUGGUCACAGCACCCAAGCUGAAUGUGGUUCAAGGCUCUCCUUUGUUAUUGUGUGAAUAUAGGCCAUUACUGCUCCUCUCUGACACCAUAACCAAGCAAAAAACUCUACCUCAGACAUGCCAGUGCUCCUCUGAGCAGCUGUUCCCCCUCAAGUCUGCUUCCCUGGCAAGAAGAGGGAAAACUUGUGCAUAACCUGUCAAUGAGUGUAGCAACAGACAUGUCAUGCCCUGGUGCCCUGAGAAAUGCAGACCCAGCUGGGUGCUGCCACUUUUUGCAGUGCUGUGUCAUCACCCCAGAGACACAGGUGCCCUAUCCCAAAGCCCUGCAUGCAGAUGGGGUCCUGUGAUCUGGAAGGGAGCCAGGACAGGCUUGUAAUUGUCAUUAGCUUUGUUCCUGGUGCAGUGCUGAGCAUGGGAUGAGUGUCAGAGGAGAAGGAAGAAACAGGUUGUGCCAUCUCCAGGGAGUCCUCUGUGUGCUUUCAGUGCACCAGGAGACCUUGGCACUGUUACACUUCAUCCCUCAAGCCAAUGAAGGGCAGUGAGAGCAUUCCAUGGCCUGCCUACCCUUCCUGACUGCAUGGCUGCUCAAAAGGCCAGUGCUGGUGUCCCUAACAUUUCAUAGCUGUCCAUUGUGGCUCCAGUGAGACCUUCCCUGGGAGGUGGGAAGGCUGGAGAAUCUGGGGGAGCUGCAACCUGGCUGAGUGGGCAUGGUUUGGGCUUCCAGGGCUGUAGGAAUACCUGCCUUCUGAAGGUUGCCAGCCCUGCCAGGAACUCUGGGCCAGUCACCCUUCCCUCCUGCUGAAUUGCACAUUUUUUCAAGGGUGGGAAGGGAUGUCAGACCUGGAUGGCAGACUCUAUUGUGACAGCAGUGUCAGGGUCAGCCUCUGCCAAUGGGGAUUUCAAGCAACAAGCCUUCCUGAGAAAAUAAACGAAACCCUCUAUGACAUUUCCAUCACUGUUGGGCAAAAAAUAAUCCUUCAGCAUGCGGACAGCUCUGGCCAUGCAGAUAUUGAUAUCUAUGUGUGUCUGUGCCAUUUGACAUCUGCAGCCAGACAAGGGCGUGUUCUGCUUGGAAACAGCAGCUGGGAGCCCUGA
Messenger RNA from Cinclus cinclus, 4882 nucleotides. RefSeq lists its product as uncharacterized. The transcript has 12 exons. Lineage: Eukaryota; Metazoa; Chordata; Aves; Passeriformes; Cinclidae. Gene Ontology annotation, molecular function: SNARE binding. Gene Ontology annotation, biological process: exocyst localization; exocytosis. The coding region runs from base 1270 to 2958 and encodes 562 amino acids. Gene Ontology annotation, cellular component: exocyst. The record is from RefSeq and is a predicted model, not a curated record.